GUCUUGACAUGCAGACGUGGUCGACGCGUAUAUAGCCAUGUCCUCGGCCCGCCGCAUAGUACUGGCACUUGGACAGUACAGUAACAACACGCCUCCCAAUCUAUAGACUAGCCAGCCAACCUAGUUCGAGCUUCCAGUGCCGACGACGUUCGUUCGGUAUCUCCCAAGAGUCCAUCUCGUCGUGCGUCAACCUAGACCGCAGCGCUCCAGUCCGUUGGGGUCUCACAAUCCCAUCUCACCCGGCCCAUACAGACUCGUAGGAUGGGCAAGAACAAGCAGCAGAAGAAGAAGACCCAGCUUGAAGCCGUAAAACACCUUGUUGUACUGUUCGACAUCGCCCUUGAUGUGAGGCAGCUUUCGCGGGACCUUGCCUCGAGAUGGCGACGGUACGGCACAAAGUUUGAAUCGAUGUGGUGCUCGUUCAGCCAAGAAGAUCGCGCCGAGAUACUACACGUUGCUAUGCCAAGAACGGAAGGAGAAGGGAAAGGAGAAUUUGAUUUUGUCCCUUACUGGGACUUGGAGAAGAUGGCCGAGGACCCCAGCAUCCUCGUCAACACGCUCAAGCACAGGGCGACCGCGAAGCUCCCCGAACAGGCCGUCAUGAGCUCCGUCAACGGCCCCAGCGACCUCGAAGUCAUCACGCGUGCAUUCCCAGAGCAAAUCGCCUGGGGGCUCCGACGCGGGGACGCGUACAUUGCCUUCUGCGAAGGGGAGAAGUACGGCGUCCCGCACAAGGCCACGAACCGAGGGGCGGCGGCGGCCGCCCUGCUGCCGCCCGGCAAGGACGACCUGUGCGUCCCCGUGGUCUACGGAGACCUGGUCCUUCUGAGGCAGAGCUUCAUCAUCGGGACAAUCGGCACCGUCUUCAUGCUCAUCUGGGACUGUGACCCGGAGGAGCAACCGGGUCCCCGGAUACCCGUCAACCCAGAAGAAAGCGCUGCUCGCUUGAGGGAGGCCCUGCGGCUGCAAGAGCCGGCGGCCGACGCAGUUCACGAGUCCGCCCUCGAUAUCGCACGCAAGAACAAGGGCCUCGUGGGCGGCCAGUGGGGUUCCCUGGGCGUGGCGACCAGGGUGCUGAGGGACAGGGUCCUCUGCUACCUCUGCAGCCUGCCCGAUCAGGUCCUCGACGAAGCCCGCGUGACAAACAAUACAGUCGUGGACAAAGACCUUUGCACCUGCGUCUUCGACGUCGUGAACGACGUGGCCAGGCACCACGCGUUCUGGACGUACCUCGUCGCCGUCAUGCCGGAGAUGCAGGGCCUCGUGGAGGAAGAGGAGGACGGCCCGGGCCGCGCCGUCGUCCUCCAGGAGAUGGCGCACGUGUGCCACAUGGGCUUCCAACGCGCCCAGAUCGCCCUCAAGAGAUUCCUGCAGAAGAGAUUGGAGAUUGAGAAGAACGAAAAGGCCAUGUUCGUGAAGCGGUGCGGCGAGUAUGGCGGCGACGGCAACACCCUGGUGACCCUGGCGGUCAGCAUGGACGAGCUGGAUACGGUAAAGCCGCCGAUCGAUCCUUCGAUGCAGCAAAUCAUACGCCUCUGCCAGCCGGAGACCACGGCCGAAGCGGCUUUCGAGUGGCUCCAGAAGCUGAGAGAUCUGUGCGAGACAAGCACAGAGGCAUUGGAGCAGCUGGAGGCUUGGGAGGCGGACUCGCUCGCUGACCUGGUGACGAUGCUCACGCUCAUCGAGAACCUGACGGACGCAGCGGCCCUGCCCCCCGUGAACGGCAAGAAGAGGGUAAAGGGCCUCUUCGUCUCCAAGUGCCAGCACGUAGACAGGGACCUCUGGGCCCUGAGGGACGAGGUCGAUCUCACCCCGUUCACCGUGCCGCCGGCCAGACUGGGGAAGCCCGAGGUCGCCGCCGGCGCUCUGGAAACCAUCAGCGAGUUCUGCAGGAAGAAGACGGGGUCCAGCGUCGAGGGGAACUACGACAAGGCCGUCAGGGAAAGCCUUUCGGAGCUGAGGAGACGGUUGGCGCAGGCCCAGACCAAGCAGCAGAAGGGAAAGGCCCCGGCGCCGGCGCCGGCCGGCCCGAGUUCGUUCAUCGACAAGAUACAGGACAGCCACGACGAGGGCGAGCAGCAGGGGAGGAAAGAGAAGGUCAAGACCCGGCCCGCGGAGGGGCCGGAGGCGGGGCUACUUCCGCCCGCUCCGCCUACUCCGCCACCGCCGCAGGCGCCCGAGCCGGAGAAGAUCAAAGUCACGGCGGCCACGGCGGCCGUGUUUGAGGCGCUGUUCGACCGGACCCAGAACCGCCGGCCGAUCGCCUUCCCUGCCCUCGAGGCGGCGAUGGCCGAGCUGGGCUUCACGGUCGACUCGCACGGCGGCGUCGGCUCGGCGACCAAGUUCGUCCCUCCGGCAGGGUCGGGCUGGCGGCCCGUCACGCUCCACCGCCCUCACGGGGCCACGAACAAGAUCGAAGGGUAUCGUUUACUGAUUGCAGCCUCGCGAUUCAGAGAACAUUUUGGAUGGGAUGCAGAGACGUUUGAGGUCGUCUAG
Messenger RNA from Colletotrichum navitas, 2496 nucleotides. RefSeq lists its product as uncharacterized. The record is from RefSeq and is a predicted model, not a curated record. The transcript has a single exon. NCBI's taxonomy places the organism in Eukaryota, Fungi, Ascomycota, Sordariomycetes, Glomerellales, Glomerellaceae. The coding region runs from base 262 to 2496 and encodes 744 amino acids.